CACCGAGAAAAUGUGUAAUAAAUAAAUAACACACGUCAAUGUUUUUGGCAGGACUGCAAAUGUUCUAAGUCUCGUCGUUAUUAAGGCCACCCCGAGUACUGGGAGCGAGUGUGUUUCUUCUACGAAGAGAUAUUGCACAACUACUGCAAAAUUUCAUUACAUUUCGUAUCAUUCGAUUUGGACUCCGGAAUAAAAAGGAAACAUCCACGGAAUACCUUCGACAGACACCAACAACACCGACAUAUUGACGGAGGAGGACGGUUUUUGUCACACACUAAUUAUCAAGCAGAUCAUAAUUUUCGCGUUCAGUGAUUUUCGCAUGAAUAGUUAGCUACUCUUUUGAACGAACGAACGCUUUCACAGGGAUGGAAUAUUUUUUUGAGGCCCACUUUGUCUCUGUCUGGACAAUGGCAUUGGUGAAAUGUCAAUUCGUCAAAAGAGAUGGAGUCACGCCAACAACGACAGAGAGACUGAAAAUCUUUAAUAUAAAGUUAUUUUUCCUUUCUGAUAUCGUUAUUUGAUUAUGAAGCUUUCCUGCUAUAAUUUAUUUAUCCAUUACUUACAAUUGCCUGUUUUCAUUAUGAAAAGAUAAUUUGCUCAUUUGCUUGUAACAUAUGUUUCACACACCGUCAAAACAGCCCAACAAGGGCUUACACGCACCGUACUUGGCAUAUAUAUACAUGUAUCCUGCACCUUUAAAUGGUAGUCGCAAUUUUGGCAUGAAAAUUCACAUUCAUAACACUGCAAAUCUCUAGGGUAAGUUAUAUUUUUUUACCAAGAAUAUCCUGCGUAAAUGGCUAGCUACUUUUUUUUACCUCCGACUUUAUUUCAGUUUAAUACCAGAAUACAUGUUCUAAUGUAUUUGCUUCAACAUACUGGUCAGCCUAUUAACUGACAUUCAUAAAUACAACACAAAACGAAUUAUUGUUUUUUUUGGUUCGCCAAUCUCAGCCUAUUUUGUGUUGAAAAUUGUUGAGUAUAGAUCGAAUUAACCGAUUUGCUAGUCAUUCAAAGUUCAGAUAUGUACAAAUUGAAUAAAGUACCACAACUAUUCAUUGGCGGUACUAUUUAAAAAUAUAUCUUUCGAAAGUAUCUUUAAAUAUUUUAAAUUUUAUAUGUCACGAUUUUAAGGUACACUUAAUGAUACCUGUUCCCUGGAUACGGACUGCAACGAUGCUGUCACAAAUAGUAACUGCACGACUUCAACAUGCAUCUGCAACAGCGGUUACUACGGCAACCACGGUGGUAACCAAUGCGUGAAGAGGAAAGUUGGUGACGUGUGCGAUGUUUCAACGGACUGCAAUGACGUCGUAGUGAAUAGCACGUGCUCGAACGGAACGUGUGGAUGCAUUGUUGGAUACAAGCCAAGUUUUGAUUUGGCCGCCUGUGUAUUGAGAAUGCUUGGUGAUAACUGUACGUCGAGCCUCGACUGCUUCCACGCCGUCUCAGAUAGUUUCUGCAGUGGCGAUGUCUGCACCUGUCUCCUCGGGUACGCAGCCUCGAACAGUGGGAUCCAAUGCACCAAACGUAAAAUAACGGACACUUGCACCCAAGAUGGCGACUGCUUCAAUGCGGUCGAGAACUCGAAAUGCGACAAUGGUACCUGCGCGUGCGCUUUGGCACACGAAAAAGCUGGCAAUGAGACACUGUGCAUUCAGAAUGUUCUGCCAGUUCCCUGCGAUCCAAAGACGUCACAGCCAUGUGGUAACAGUUCCGCAGAAAUCUGCGCGGGCGAUGUGGGCAACACCUAUUGCCAAUGUAGACCAGGCUAUGCCAGAUUGUUCCCCACUGACCAAUGUAAAAAGGCAAAACGAUUCUCCGUCGAGGUGUCCCUCACGCACUUGUCUGAUGAACCAAUGGUCUUCUCACCAGAGCUACUCGACCAAGUGUCCCAGAACUUCACAAAAUUAAAAUCACAGGGAGAAUAUCCAGGGUUCGAUGAUGCCUUCCUUCGCACUAUGCCCAUCGGCAUCUACCUAGGAGCAAACGUCACCAACUUCUUUCAAACAAGCAAUGGUGUGGGCAUGAGAGGAACUAUUGCAUUCGACGACAGCGCAACAUAUACCGCAGGACAGAUACGGGCGUUCCUAUUGGAUAGUUUGAAUAUGACGUCAGAAAUCCUCGGAGUGAGCGGAUUAGCUGUUGAGGUGCCGAUAGAGGGAGCCGUGCGAGUCGGAGACAUCAACGAAUGCUCUGACCAAUCCCAACACGACUGUUCAGCCUUUGCAAUAUGUAUCAACACUGAAGGAAGUUUCACGUGCGAAUGCGAGACCGGAUAUGACGACAUAAACUCCCAAUUUCCUGGGAGGUACUGUAAUGAAAUUAAGACGGAAACGACAAUUGACAGAUGCGACUUCUGGCAUGCUGGAUCCAACUGCGAGGUCGAUCUUCGAAUUGUUGUAGGAGUAAUGUCAGCUGUGGCAUUAGUAGGAAUAGGACUGAUUGCUGGCCACUUCAUCAAGAUAAAAAUAUUGACGCCAAAGCGUGCAGUGACCCCCACACCCGACCGAUACAGUCGUCAACUGAGCUCUGCAGAAAAGGGACGACCUGAAAGUGUUUUGACCACAAGCAGUGAAAAAGAACGGGCCUCAGAUGGUCUUGUGGUAAAGGACAACAUAUUCGGUGAGCCUCCUCAAGAACAAGUUGAAAAUGUUGAAAAUGAAAAAUUUGCAGAUGACAAUCCAUGCACAGAAGAAGAUCUACAAUAG
Molecule: messenger RNA, 2708 nt
Organism: Lineus longissimus
Lineage: Eukaryota; Metazoa; Nemertea; Pilidiophora; Heteronemertea; Lineidae
Exons: 13
Coding region: 1398-2708 (436 amino acids)
Molecular function (GO): calcium ion binding
Source: RefSeq, a predicted model, not a curated record